Mytilus trossulus (common blue mussel) is the source of this 2137-nucleotide messenger RNA. RefSeq names its product major facilitator superfamily domain-containing protein 1-like. Bases 67 to 1476 code for a protein of 469 amino acids. Gene Ontology annotation, cellular component: lysosome. Gene Ontology annotation, molecular function: transmembrane transporter activity. The transcript has 14 exons. Gene Ontology annotation, biological process: transmembrane transport. The record is from RefSeq and is a predicted model, not a curated record. Lineage: Eukaryota; Metazoa; Mollusca; Bivalvia; Mytilida; Mytilidae.
UUCUAUUUUUAGAUUGAAAAAAUCAUGUGAUUCUGUCACUGUGUCACAAGCACAAAAGUUACCAAAAUGACAGAGAGUGAAAAGAAGCCACUGUUAGGGUCUUCUGACGAAGAAGAAGAGAAACUUACAGGAUGUGGAAAAACACUUUGCUGCAACCCGUUCAGAUUUUUACACAGAUAUCUGAUUUUGAUUAUCAUGUGUUUCUUAAGUUUUGGCAGCUACUUUUGCUAUGACAACCCAGCUGCCUUGCAAGACACCAUGAUAAAAGAUCUGAAGAUAUCUGAAAGUGCCUUUAUGGGAUUCUAUUCCUGGUACUCAUGGCCAAAUGUUAUACUUUGUUUCUUUGGAGGUUUCCUAAUUGACAAAACGUUUGGAGUACGACUUGGAGCAAUUAUUUUCAGUCUGUUUGUUACAGCUGGUCAGGUUGUGUUUGCAUUGGGGGCAUUAGUUAAUAAAGUAUGGUUGAUGGAUGUUGGAAGAUUUAUUUUUGGAAUUGGUGGUGAAUCAUUAGCUGUUGCACAAAAUACAUAUGCAGUGAAAUGGUUUCAAGGGAGAGAACUUAACAUGGUGUUUGGAUUACAGCUUAGUUUUUCUCGUGUGGGCAGUACAGUGAAUAUGAACAUCAUGCAGCCAAUAUAUAAAUUUGUCAGUAACAGUGGACAUAAAGGAUAUGAAUGUUUGGGCAUUGUUUUAUUUAUAGGUGGAAUCAUUUGUAUAUUAUCACUCAUAUGUGCAUUAGCUUUAGGAUAUUUUGACAAAAGAGCAGACAGAAUAUUACAAAGAAAACAGCUUACAUCAGAAGAAACAAUAAGAAUAACAGAUGUAAAAGAUUUUCCAGCAACAAUGUGGUUGUUAUGUGUUAUAUGUGUCAUGUACUACGUAGCAGUAUUUCCAUUCAUAGGCUUGGGUUUAGUAUUUUUUGAAAUGAAAUGGAAUUUUGAUCCUAGUCUUGCUAACAAUGUGAACAGUUUAGUAUACAUCAUAUCUGCUGUAGCUUCACCAGUGUUUGGAUUUCUGAUAGAUAAAACUGGGAGAAAUGUAUUCUGGGUAAUUCUGGGUACCACAGUAACCAUUGGUUGUCAUGCUUUAUUAGCAUUCACAUUUAUUAAUCCAUAUGUUGCUAUGAUUACUAUGGGAUUUUCUUAUUCUGUCUUAGCCAGUGCUUUAUGGCCAAUAGCAGCACAAAUAGUACCUAACAAUCAACUUGGAACAGCUUAUGGAAUAAUGCAAGCUAUACAGAAUUUAGGAUUAGCAGUAGUAGCUAUUAUAGCCGGUGCAAUAGUAGAUUCUAAAGGAUAUCUAGUGUUAGAGGUCUUCUUUCUUGUUUGUCUCUGUGUUGCAUUGAUAGCUGCUGUACUGUUAUAUCUCUUAGAUGCUUCCAGAGGUGGAAAAUUAAAUAUGAGUGCUAAAUUACGUCAAAUAAUGAAAGAAGAAGCCGACAGAGAAAAGGAAAAAGAAGAGAAGAAGCCUUUAUAAAGAAAAGAAUUGUUGAAGUAAAGAAACUAUCAAAACCAAUGUGCCAAAAACCAUUUUGAAAUUACAUUACAAUAUUAAAGAACAAGGCUGUAUCUUUAAGUCAUCUCUCUUGUGUGUGCAAUAUAAGAUAACAUGACAUUAUUUAAAAUUUGUAGAAAACCUUGAUUUUUCUUGAAGUCAUUUUGAUACUGGUAAUGAUAUAUGCCAAGAAGGGCAGUUCUGAAUAGGUGCUGUAAUUAUUUACAGAUAUUUAAAGGUGCUACACAAGGAUAUAUAUAUAAUAGUAAAGAAAAGUCUUUCUCAAAUUUACGAAAGCAAUGCCCAGUUUUUAUGCUAAAACAUCGAAACAAUUUUGUCUAAAUUCUCAGUUAAAUAAAGAAAAAAUAGCAUAUAGAUUUCUAUAAUACACUCUUCAACUCAUCAUUAUUGCAAAAUUCUUAAAAUAAAGUAAUCAGUAGUAUUAAAACAAGAUUUUGGACAAUAUUGACUGUUUUAAAUCUUGGAUACAUUACUCUUGGUUCUUGGAAUCAAUUUACACUGUCCCGCCUAUUUUCUGUUUUGAGUAUAAACUUCAUUAACAUUCCUUGUCAAAAUGUUGUGAUAGUUAUAUACUGCAUCAUUUACCAUAAGACCUUUAUCAUCAGCUUUCAUUACAGAUGUU